Messenger RNA from Danio rerio (zebrafish), 4854 nucleotides. The record is from RefSeq and is a predicted model, not a curated record. NCBI's taxonomy places the organism in Eukaryota, Metazoa, Chordata, Actinopteri, Cypriniformes, Danionidae.
CUUGCAUUUAUUUAUUUUUGUCAUUCACCUAUUUUAGCGAGAAUUGAAGUUAUCGACUUGACGGUGGAAGAAGAAGAAAAAAAGAUUGCGGUGCAACAAGAAUCAUUGCGAGAAGAAAAGUUUGAUGCAGCGUCGGGGACUUCUGCCCCUAAGAGACCAAGAAUUGUUUACACACCAUAUGUAAAUAAAAGGCAAAAAAAUUCUGAAACUCAUGUGCAAGAAGAAUACGAGGACGAUGAGGAUGAUGAUGAAGACGUAGAAUCAGAUCCAUGGACACCUCUUGCUAGCCCACUAAGUCCUUAUACCAGUCCAUCAGAACCAAAUCCUUCUGCUAUUAAUUUUAAUUUAUCUGAAGAUCCAUGGUGUGAACAAGAUGCUUUCAACAGCGGUCAUCAUGAAUCAACUCAGGGAGGUGCACAUCAGCCGAUUUAUCCCUUUCAAGCACCCGUAGAAGAAGAAGAAGAAGAAGAAGAAGAAGAAGAAGACCCGGAAGACGCCGAAAGACCCCAGCGCCCACAGCAGAAUCAGGAGCCCGGUAGCGUCAGCAAACACAGCAAUAUCAAAGACUUUUACGAGUCGCCUGCUUAUUGUCUGAUUCGUGAAUAUCUGGACAGAUAUGAGGUAAAAAUUAAUGCUCUAUCGGAUUCUAUUGGUCAGCAGCAGCGUGCGAUAGAAAAUGUCAAGGAUUUCUUGUCUGAGCAACAGCGACGUAUGGAUGAAAAAAUUGGGGAGCUUCAACAAUUGAUGGUGAACAGAGCGGUGGUGCAGUCACUCAGGAAACUAGUGCUUCUGCUACUGUUAACAGCCAACUGACAGAUGAUGGUUUUGAUGAUGAUGAUGACGACGACAGUCAUUCAACUAGCCAUGCAACACACGGUAGGACUGAUAUUGAAUCAACACACCAGUCAAAUGUCGAUGAUGAACAACCAUCAACCUCAAAUGUUGCGGAGCCUUUAAGGCAUAGGCCAACAAGACAGAUAGACAUUGAAACAUUGUUGAGAGAUGGCGGUAAUGUAAACGAAUAUCAUGUUUUACCAAGGCCUCGUUUCAAUAGUGUAUCGUUGCGUAGGACAUUGAAUAUGAAUGAAAUAAGAUCUCAGGAUUUAGCAUCGUACCACAUACGUUUACACGAUACCAUGGAUGACAUUGUGUCAUUCGCUAGACAGAUUGGCGGUGAUGGUAGCGUCAUCAAUUUAUGCCUUCGAACACCGACCCUGAAAUCGGAUGUAAAUGCAGUUUUAACACAGGCUAAUAAUUACGACGUUAAUCUUUUUACAGAUCAAAUUGCAAAAAUUUUGCAGAGCGAUGAUCGGAUAUCAGCUAAUGAAACUGUUGAGAUUGAAGCAGAGGUUGUAAUGAACAGACUAGGAGGAGGUCGCCGUAAACUUACGGAUUUGGCGUUUGAUCAGGUAAUCAAAAGAAAAAAGACGAGCUUGUUUAUACCUACAAAUAUUUCAAACAAAUUAUGUUUCUCUAUCUGUAUAGCUCAUUUUAUAGACCCUCAAUUACCAGAGUGUGAAUUAGAAAACCGUGCAUCAAUCAUACACAAUAAAGUGGGUCUUGCUAUCCAAGACAAGGUCGGUUUUCACGACAUAGCAAAAUUUGAAAACAUGCUAGACAUCAAAAUUGUUGUUUUUUAUAGGACAAACACCGGUGUGUUACAAACAUACGUAAAUAACAACGAGCCUCACGACAAAACGGUGUACCUUUAUUUACAAGACGAACAUUACUACAUGAUUCUCAAUCUGAAAUCAUUCAUAGGUGCUUCCUAUGUAUGUGAAUUCUGCUAUAAAGGGUUUGAUGACCUUAGGCUACACCAAUGUAAACACGUCUGUAACGUCUGCUUCGACAGCGAAUGUUACAAGCAACCUAAAAAAAUCAUUCAUUGUACCGAUUGUUUACGCUACUGCAAAUCGUCUUACUGCUACCAAGCUCAUAAGAAACCUGUGCUUCAAGGAGAAAAAGUACCUUGCGACGUUAUAAAAUACUGUAGGAAAUGCAAUAGACGGUACGAAAAGAAAAAGUCUAAACACAUAUGUGCACCAAACCGCUGUGGUGCAUGUCGUGAAGAUCUUGUCCCUGGUGGAGAACACGAGUGUUUCAUUAAGACAGUACCACUCAAGGACCCUCAGAAUAAAUACAUCUUUUACGAUUUCGAGACUCGUUAUGAAAAUGGGAGACACGUAGCAAAUUUUGUCUGCGCAAUAACAUUUUCUGGUGAAAGAUUUGUAGCCGGGGGGUCUGAGUGUGUGAAAAAAAUGAUCGAUUAUUUCAGAAAUCCCAAAUACGAAGGCUAUUGUUUCAUAGCUCAUAACGCAUCCGGAUUUGACUCCUUUCUAAUUCUUGAAUAUUUUUGUAAAGCAGGUCUUCAAAUGAACAUCAUCAUGAAAGGUUGUAAAUUAAUCUUCAUGUUCGAUGUUUCAUUUAAGCAACGCUACAUAGAUAGCAUAUCCUUCAUACCGAUGGCUCUGUCUAAGAUGCCGGCAGCAUUAAAUCUCACCACAACAGAAAAAGGCUACUUUCCGCAUCAUUUCAAUAGAUUAGAAAAUGAGAACUACAUAGGACCUUAUCCUGACAAAAAGUAUUAUGGUUACGAAAACCUAUCGGAAAAAGAUCAGGCAAAGUUCGAUGCGUGGUACGCUACUACUACAGGGGAGGUUUUCGACUUCAAGGAACAGUUGUGCCAAUAUGGUGUAAAUGAUGUUGUCUUGCUCCGUGAAGCAUGCAUGACAUACAGAGAAUCGUUCAUAGAGUGUACACAAAUCGAUCCAUUUAGUUACACAACUCUUCCUAGUUGUUGUAUGGGAAUUUUCAAGACACACUAUCUGAAAGACCACACUAUUGCUCUAACCCAUGAAAAUGCCUACAUUCGGCAAAAUAAGACAUUCUCGAGUGUCUCGAUUGAAUGGUUGGAGUAUUUAAAAAAGACUAGAAACGUUGACAUUCAUCAUGCUCUGAAUCAUGGUGAAAUGCAAAUUGGUAAAUACUUUUUAGACGGCUACUACGAACAGGGCGAUUCAAGGUAUGGCCUUGAUUUUUUGGGGUGUCUAUUUCACGCUCACCAAUGCCGUUAUGAGCCUCACAAACUCCACCCCAUGUCGGGUGUACCCUUUGGUGUUCUCAGACGUCAAGUUGACGAAAAAAUUGAAAUUCUACAAAACGCUUAUGGCUUGAAAGUAGAGAUUAUCUGGGAAUGCGAAUGGUCUAAAAUGAAACAAACAGACCCUUCAGUGAUAGAAUUUAUGAGCACUUAUUCGGCGCCUGAAAGACUGAAACCCAGAGAUGCGCUUUUCGGAGGUCGUACCAAUGCUUAUAAGUUGUAUCACAAAGUGGGGGAGGGGGAGACCAUUUCUUAUUUGGAUUUUACGUCGCUCUAUCCCUUUAUUAUGAGUACAAAGACGUAUCCAAUAGGUCAUCCCGAAAUAAUUUUCAACGACUUUCAGCCGAUCGAAAAUUAUUACGGUCUUAUUAAGGCAACUGUGUAUCCGCCCCGAAAAUUACUACAUCCGGUCCUCCCUUACAGAUGCAGCGGUAAACUCAUGUUCCCGUUAUGCAGAACAUGCGCACACGCUGAAAACCAAACAUCAAGAUGUAAUCAUACGGAUGAUGAGAGGGCACUUAGUGGGUGUUGGGUCAGUGUUGAACUUUUAAAAGCGAUUGAGAAAGGGUAUGUCGUGGUCAAAGUCGACGAAGUUUGGCAUUUUCCUGAAAGGUCAGACAAGUUGUUUAGCGAAUACGUUAAAACGUUUUUACGUUUAAAACAACAAGCAUCCGGAUACCCUUCAAAUGUUACCACUGAUUCUGAAAAAGAGACAUACAUUCGCAAAUACUAUGAGAGAGAGGGGAUUCAACUUGACCCUUCACAGAUCACUCAUAACCCGGCCCAAAGGGCUAUAAACAAGCUAAUUUUAAAUGCCGUUUGGGGACGUUUCGCGAUGGAGUCUCAGCAUUCUGUUACGCAACUUGUACGAGACCCUGAAGAAUUCACCACGAUUGUUUUCGGUAAAACUGAUGCAUUGAAAUAUUUUACUUUCAUCUCAGAUGAUGUAGCGUUAGUCCAAUUUCACCCUACCGAAGAUAGUCAUCACAUUAUUCGUGACAUUAACGUAUUCGUAGGAGCGUACACAACUUCGUGGGCGAGGUUAGAAUUGUACAAAUUGAUGGAUAAACUUGGCGAUCGUUUAUUAUACUCUGACACAGAUAGUGUUAUUUUUGUAUCCAAGGCCGGUGACUGGAUGCCACCUCUGGGUGAUUAUUUGGGCGACUUGACAGAUGAAAUAGGCGAUGGUGAUUAUAUUACCGAGUUUUGUUCCAGCGGACCAAAGUCCUAUGGUUACCGUACCGCUUCCGGUAAAGUCUGUAUGAAAGCUAAGGGUAUAACUCUGAAUGCUAAAAAUUCCCAAACGAUAAGAUUAGACACAUUGAUUGGUCUGGUUGAUGGGUAUGUUACAUCAGGCGAUGACUCUAGAUACAUUUUAGCUCAAGCUGACAACAUUGUCAGGAAUAAAAAACACCUCACACUCCACAACAAAUCAGUCGUUAAAAAGUUCAAGGUGGUGUAUAACAAGCGAAGACUUUUACCCGACUACACAACUCUGCCUUAUGGCUUUUAAUUCAAUGUAUAGAGGAAUGCGUGAAAUGGUUGAUUUUGAUUUCAGGCUUCAACAUCCGUUUUCAUGUGUCAUAAGCGGACCAUCCAAUUCUGGAAAGUCCUUUUUUGUAAAAAUGCUAUUGGAAAAUGCUGUAAAUAUGAUUUCUAAAAAAAUUGAUAAUGUUGUUUUCCUGUAUGACUGUUGGCAACCUUUGUAUGACGAAUUGCUUAAAUUGUAUGACAUUAAAUUCAUUGAAGGUAUA